AUGGGGAUGGCACCCACGGGUGCUGUGGGUCCGUGCUGCCCACGGUGGCAGUGCCAGCUUGGUGUUGGUGCCACAGGGAACCUGGAGGGCGAGGGUGGCGCGGCCGAGCGCGCGGUCGAGGACUCUUUCCUGCGCCGAUUCAUGUAUGGCACCUUCCCGGGGCUGUUGGCCGACGAGGUGGUACUGAAACGCCGCGGGAACCUGUUGGUCAUCUGUGCCCUCCUGGCACGGGCACUGCCCCCACACAAGAUCUACUUCCUCGUGGGCUACACCGAGACCCUCCUGAGCCACUUCUACAAGUGCCCCGUGCGCCUGGAGCUGCAGACGGUGCCAGGCAGAGUGGCCUACAAGUACCUGUAG
Molecule: messenger RNA, 360 nt
Organism: Acanthisitta chloris (rifleman)
Lineage: Eukaryota; Metazoa; Chordata; Aves; Passeriformes; Acanthisittidae
Gene: MRPS24
Product: mitochondrial ribosomal protein S24
Exons: 1
Coding region: 1-360 (119 amino acids)
Biological process (GO): translation
Cellular component (GO): mitochondrion
Source: RefSeq, a predicted model, not a curated record